UAUUAUUAUUAUUUUAUUUUUUUAAGAUUUCUGACCUAUAUUUGAAGGUAAACUGUCAUGUAACCUGGAACAGACAGAAAUACUGUGUUAUUAACGUUGUUAUUUCUCUGAAAUGUUUGCGCAUGACACUUUUUUUAUUUACAUAUUUAUAUCAAAUGUAGUUGAACUAUUCUUUGACAGACUGUAUAAUGUGAACAGAGUUUAUGGUUGCAGCCGGUAGGCGAGCGAGUGAUUUGACCGGAAGUGGGCGUUGUGUUUCAACUGGAACCGGAAGUGAAGCUGCAGUGCGUCUGUGUGUAUAUGUGUGUCUCCUUGGACGGAAUGGGUCAGAAAGGAAUACUACGUGCAGUUUAAUAACUCAUUCAAAAACACAAUCACUGUUUUAAUUAAUUGAUAAAUAAAUGAAUGAAAAUGAAACGCGACGUCCGGAUUCUGCUGUUAGGGGAACCCAAAGUGGGGAAGACGUCUCUCAUUAUGUCCCUGGUAGGAGAGGAGUUCCCAGAGGAGGUUCCUCUCCGGGCCGAGGAGAUCACCAUACCUGCAGACGUCACGCCUGAGAAAGUGCCGACGCACAUAGUGGACUACUCCGAGAGCGAGCAGACGGAAGAAGUGCUGCACAACGAGAUCGUUAAGGCGAAUGUGGUGUGUGUGGUGUACGACGUCACGCAAGAGGAAACCAUCGACAAGAUCCGGACAAAAUGGAUUCCGCUUGUGAAUGGCGAGGCCGAAAAAGGCAGCAAGAUUCCCAUCAUCCUAGUGGGCAACAAAUCCGACCUGCGCUCCGGAAGCUCCAUGGAAGCCAUCCUGCCGAUCAUGAACCAGUUCUCAGAGAUCGAGACGUGCGUCGAGUGCUCAGCUAAGAACCUGAAAAACAUCUCCGAGCUUUUCUACUAUGCUCAGAAAGCUGUGCUGCACCCGACAGCACCGCUCUAUGAUCCUGAGGACAAACAGUUGAAGCCGCUGUGCGUCCGUGCGCUCAGUCGAAUCUUCAGCAUAUCCGAUCAAGACAAUGAUCGGAUCCUCAGUGACUCUGAACUCAAUAGCUUUCAGAAAUCCUGUUUUGGGAACCCAUUGGCCGCUCAGGCUCUGGAAGACGUGAAAACAGUCGUAUGGAAGAACACCAGCGACGGCGUGCAGGACAGCGGCCUGACUCUUAAUGGUUUCCUUUUCCUGAACACGCUGUUCAUCCAGAGAGGACGUCACGAGACCACGUGGACCAUCCUGCGCAAGUUCGGCUACGACGACACGCUCGAGCUGACCGACGACUACCUCUAUCCGCCGCUGCGCGUGCCUGUCGGUUGUACGACAGAGCUGAACCAUCUCGGCUACCAGUUCCUCCAGCGGCUCUUCGAAAAGUACGAUGAGGAUAAGGACUCUGCUCUUUCGCCAGCGGAGCUGAAGAACCUGUUCGCCGUGUUUCCCUACACGCCCUGGUCUGAGUCGGUGUACAGUAGCGUCCCCACAACAGAGGACAACUACAUCUCUCUGCGCGGCUACCUCUGCCAGUGGACGUUGUCGGCGUACCUGGGCGUCCACAGGUGUCUCGAGCAUCUGGGGUACCUCGGUUAUCCAAUCCUGAUGGAGCAGGACUCUCAGACAUCAGCCAUCACUGUAACCAGAGAGAAGGCGUCAGACCUGGAGAAAGGACAGACGCAGCGCUCGGUGUUCCUCUGCAAGGUGAUUGGACCACGCGGGACGGGAAAGUCCGCCUUCUUGAAAGCCUUUCUCGGGCGGAGCCUCACGGGUGACGAGCACCACCCGGGCGCCUUCUCUCUCUACACGAUCAACACCGUCUCCGUCUCCAACCAGGAGAAAUACCUCAUCCUGGAGGAAGUGGACGUCGAAGCGGAGUUCCUGAAAGCGGCUGACGCCACGUGCGACGUCGCCUGUCUGAUGUAUGACGUCAGCGAUCCCGACUCGUUCAACUACUGCGCUAGUAUAUACAAGCACUACAUGGCGAGCGGCGUGCCGUGCGUAGUGGUAGGAUCCAAAGCCGACCUGCCCGAGGUGAAGCAGCACCACGGAAUGAGUCCGGCCGAGUUCUGCUACAAGCACAGACUCCCUACGCCGCUUGGGUUCAGCGCGCUCGACACGCACAGCAACACGCACAGCAACACGCACAUCUACAGCAAGCUCGCCUGGGCCGCCAUGUAUCCGCACCUGAACGGUUCGGACACGAACAGCGCGUCCUUCUGGCUGCGUGUGACCCUCGGAGCUCUCGGCGCCAGUCUGCUGGGAUUCGCCGUCUACAGAGCCUUCAGCAGGCACAAAUAAAACACACACACACGCACGAAUACAUACAUACCACCAACUGACUCUGUUCAGCUGCUCCUUCUCAGUCACACACACGAGCACAGUUCCUGCGCUAUUGGUCCAACAUAUGUUAAGCGGGAGAAUGAACUUUGACCUCUUUCACCUUAGUGUAUUUGACCUGAGCCCUGUGAGUCGAGACCCUCACGCACACCACUCAGCGUCAGUAAGACUGUGUGUGUGUGUGUGUGUGUGUGUGUGUGUGUGUAAGAGAGAAAGACCGACAGUUAUUUUUGGCAUAUAUUUAUAGGAAGCAGAUGGUCACUGUAUUAUAAUAACAGGCAGUAAAAGGUCCAAAAAAAGACUUUUCCAUAUAUAUAUAUCUCUAUAAUUAUUAUUUUUUUGAACCGGUUUAGAAAAGAGAGACGUCACCUCAGGUCUCUGCGUGUCAUUAAUUUUGUAUAGUCGCUUUCAAAGCCUGUAGCAAUCAAUUACAGGUUGCUGAUACUGGAAUUCACACACACACUCAUGAAUGGUCCAACACAGACAUGUCCUCUUAUGAAUAAUUUUUUAAAUUAUGGCACAUCAAAGCCGCUGUGUUCAACAAAUAUAUUUUGUAAUAAAUGUUUUUUUUUUUUUUUUUUUUUCUCCUCCACUUUGUAAGCACA
This is a messenger RNA of Ictalurus punctatus (channel catfish), 2918 nucleotides long. It is a transcript of the gene rhot2, whose product is annotated as ras homolog family member T2. Bases 406 to 2274 code for a protein of 622 amino acids. The record is from RefSeq and is a predicted model, not a curated record. Gene Ontology annotation, biological process: regulation of mitochondrion organization; mitochondrion transport along microtubule; small GTPase-mediated signal transduction. Gene Ontology annotation, molecular function: GTP binding; GTPase activity; calcium ion binding. NCBI's taxonomy places the organism in Eukaryota, Metazoa, Chordata, Actinopteri, Siluriformes, Ictaluridae. Gene Ontology annotation, cellular component: mitochondrial outer membrane. The transcript has 19 exons.